Chenopodium quinoa (quinoa) is the source of this 810-nucleotide messenger RNA. Its product is annotated as protein FAR1-RELATED SEQUENCE 5-like. The record is from RefSeq and is a predicted model, not a curated record. Bases 1 to 810 code for a protein of 269 amino acids. The transcript has 2 exons. Lineage: Eukaryota; Viridiplantae; Streptophyta; Magnoliopsida; Caryophyllales; Amaranthaceae.
AUGUUACACUCAGAUUAUACAAAUCCAAUUGAUGCUUAUGGUUUAGAUCUUAGAGGAUCAUUUGUUGGUGUGGUAAGAGAAACUUUUGAAGAAAUUUUGGAAUUGUAUGAAAAACAUGCUGCUAUACUAGGGUUUUCAAUAAGAAAACAUACAACUAGAUUCAAACAACACACAAAAAUAGUAACUGAGAAAAACUAUGUGUGUUCUGCUGAGGGAAAGAGACAUUCAGGUCAGAAGAAAACAAAGUUAGUUGAAAUGGUUAAUGAAGAGGAUGUAAAUGUAAAAACAAGAAAGCCAAGACAAGUAUCCAUUACAAGAUCAAAUUGCAAGGCAUGCAUAAGAGCAAAAGUGAAUAAAGAAGGACAGUUUGAGGUGGUGGCUCAUGUUAUUCAGCAUAACCACGAGCUAACAAAGCCACAGUGGCAUUAUUUGCAUCGUUCUGAAAGAAAAAUGACAGAGGAAAAAGUUGUAACAAUCAAAACAAUGAAAUCUUCGGGUCUAACUACAAUGGACACUUACAAUUACAUGUCUACAGAGGCUGGAGGAGAACAGAAUAUAGGCCAUAGUGUUGUAGAUCACCUGAAUUUCUGCUCAAGGUUAAGAAUGGAACAAAUUGAGGCUGGAGAUGCUCAAACUUUAGUGAACAUUUUAAGUCAGGAACAAUCAGAGGAUCCAAACUUCUUUUUUAGAGUGAAGUUUGACAAAGAAGGAAGAAUUUGCAAUAUCUUUUGGGGAGAUUCAAUGAUGCUAGAAGACUAUAGGAUAUAUGGAGAUGUUCUUGUCUUUGAUACAACAUACAGAACCAACUGA